CUCCCGCCGUCGCGCCGCCGCCAGCAGCCGGGCCCGUCCGCCCGCCCCGUGCCCGCCGGUGCCCGCGCCAGCCCCAUGGCGCUCCGGGGCUUCUGCAGCGCCGAUGGCUCCGACCCUUUCUGGGACUGGAACGUCACGUGGUACACUGAUAACCCUGACUUCACCAAGUGCUUUCAGAACACCGUCCUCGUGUGGGUGCCUUGUUUUUACCUCUGGGCCUGUUUCCCCUUCUACUUCCUGUAUCUCUCCCGACAUGACCGGGGCUACAUUCAGAUGACACACCUCAACAAAGCCAAAACUGCCUUGGGCUUUUUGCUUUGGAUCGUCUGCUGGGCAGACCUCUUCUACUCUUUCUGGGAAAGAAAUCGGGGUGUGUUCCUGGCCCCUGUGUUUCUGGUCAGCCCAACUCUCUUGGGCGUUACCAUGCUGCUCGCUACCUUUUUAAUUCAGCUGGAGAGGAGGAAGGGAGUCCAGUCCUCAGGAAUCAUGCUCACUUUCUGGCUCGUAGCCCUCCUGUGUGCCACUGCCAUCUUGAGAUCCAAAAUCAUGGCUGCCUUGAAAGAGGAUGCCCAAGUCGACGUGUUUCGCAACAUCACUUUCUACAUUUACUUUUCCCUUGUGCUGAUUCAGCUCGUGUUGUCCUGUUUCUCAGACCGCUUACCUCUGUUCUCAGAAACCAUCAACGACCCCAAUCCUUGCCCGGAAUCCGGUGCCUCCUUCCUUUCCAGGAUCACCUUCUGGUGGAUCACAGGGCUGAUGGUCCAGGGCUACCGCCAACCCCUGGAGAGCACAGACCUCUGGUCCCUGAACAAGGAGGACACAUCAGAAGAAGUCGUGCCUGUUUUGGUAAAGAACUGGAAGAAGGAAUGUGCCAGGUCUAGGAAGCAGCCUGUGAAGAUCGUGUACCCCUCCAAAGACCCUGCCAAGCUGAAAGGGGGCUCCAAGGUGGAUGUGAACGAGGAGGCGGAGGCUCUGAUUGUCAAGACCCCCCAGAAGGAGCGGGACCCGUCCCUGUUUAAGGUGUUAUACAAGACCUUUGGGCCCUACUUCCUGAUGAGCUUCUUGUUUAAGGCUCUCCACGACCUGAUGAUGUUUGCCGGCCCGGAGAUCUUAAAGUUGCUCAUCAAGUUUGUGAACGACACUCAGGCCCCCAACUGGCAGGGCUACUUCUACACGGCACUGCUGUUCAUUAGCUCCUGCCUGCAGACCCUUGUGCUGCACCAGUACUUCCACAUCUGCUUCGUCAGUGGCAUGCGGGUCAAGAGUGCCGUCGUCGGGGCCGUCUACCGGAAGGCCCUGGUGAUCACCAAUUCAGCCAGAAAAUCCUCCACGGUCGGGGAGAUCGUCAACCUCAUGUCUGUGGAUGCCCAGAGGUUCAUGGACUUGGCCACGUACCUUAACAUGGUCUGGUCGGCUCCUCUGCAAGUCAUCCUCGCGCUCUACCUCCUGUGGCUGAACCUGGGCCCUUCUGUCCUCGCCGGCUUGGCUGUGAUGAUUCUUAUGGUUCCCGUGAACGCUGUGAUGGCCAUGAAGACCAAGACCUACCAGGUGGCCCAUAUGAAAAGCAAAGAUAAUCGGAUCAAGCUGAUGAAUGAAAUUCUCAAUGGCAUCAAGGUGCUCAAGCUCUAUGCCUGGGAGCUGGCAUUCCGGGAGAAGGUGUUGGCCGUCAGGCAGGAGGAGCUGAAGGUGCUGAAGAAAUCUGCCUACCUGGCUGCUAUGGGGACCUUCACCUGGGUCUGCACACCUUUCCUGGUGGCCCUAUCUACAUUUGCCGUCUACGUGACCGUCGACAAGAACAACAUCCUGGAUGCCCAGAAAGCCUUCGUGUCCUUGGCCUUGUUCAAUAUCCUCCGGUUCCCCCUGAAUAUUCUCCCCAUGGUCAUCAGCAGCAUCGUGCAGGCAAGCGUUUCUCUCAAGCGCCUCCGGAUCUUCCUCUCUCACGAGGAGCUGGAGCCAGACAGCAUCGAGCGGCGGCCUGUCAAGGACGGCGGGGGGACGAACAGCAUCACCAUGAAGAAUGCGACCUUCACCUGGGCCAGGAACGACACUCCCACGCUCAGUGGCAUCACCUUCUCUGUGCCGGAAGGCGCCUUGGUGGCCGUGGUGGGCCAGGUGGGCUGUGGAAAGUCGUCUCUGCUGUCAGCACUGUUGGCUGAGAUGGACAAGCUGGAGGGGUACGCGGCUAUCAAGGGCUCAGUGGCCUAUGUCCCCCAGCAGGCCUGGAUCCAGAAUGAUUCUCUCCGAGAAAACAUCCUUUUCGGACACCAGCUGCAGGAGCAGUAUUACAAAGCCGUGAUCGAGGCCUGUGCCCUCAUCCCAGACUUGGAAAUCCUGCCCAGCGGGGACCGGACAGAGAUUGGCGAGAAGGGCGUGAACCUGUCUGGGGGCCAGAAACAGCGCGUGAGCCUGGCCCGGGCCGUGUACUGCAACUCUGACAUCUACCUGCUUGAUGACCCCCUGUCGGCGGUGGACGCUCACGUGGGAAAACACAUAUUUGAGAAUGUGGUCGGCCCCAAGGGGAUGCUGAAGAACAAGACACGGAUCCUGGUCACGCACAGCAUCAGUUACCUGCCCCAGGUGGAUGUCAUCAUUGUCAUGAGCAGCGGCAGAAUCUCUGAGAUGGGCUCCUACCAAGAGCUGCUGGCCCAGGACGGGGCCUUCGCCGAGUUCCUGCGCACCUACGCCAGUGCGGAGCAGGAGCAGGCUUCGGAGGAUGAUGGGCAAACGGGCACCAGUGGUCCAGCGAAGGAGGCGAAGCAGAUGGAGAACGGAAUGCUCGUGAAUGAGGCCGCGGGGAAGCAGCUGCGCAGACAGCUCAGCAGCUCCUCCUCCUACAGCGGGGUCAGCAAGCACCACAGCAGCACCGCCGAGCUGCAGAAGGCCGGGGCGGAGAAGGACACCUGGAAGCUGACAGAGGCCGACAAGGCUCAGACGGGGCAGGUCAAGCUCUCCGUGUACUGGGACUACAUGAAGGCUAUCGGACUCUUCAUCUCCUUUCUGAGCAUCUUUCUGUUCUUGUGUAACCAUGUGGCUGCCCUGGUCUCCAACUAUUGGCUCAGCCUCUGGACUGAUGACCGUGUCGUCAACGGGACCCAGGAGCACACCCAAGUCCGGCUGAGUGUCUACGGAGCCUUGGGCAUCUUGCAAGGUAUCACUGUGUUUGGCUACUCCGUGGCGUUGUCCAUUGGGGGCAUCUUCGCCUCCCGCCGCCUCCACCUGGACCUGCUGCACAACGUCCUCCGGUCGCCCAUGAGCUUCUUCGAGCGGACGCCCAGCGGGAACCUGGUGAACCGCUUCUCCAAGGAGUUGGACACGGUGGACUCCAUGAUCCCGCAGGUCAUCAAGAUGUUCAUGGGCUCCCUGUUCAGCGUCAUCGACGCCUGCAUUGUCAUCCUACUGGCAACGCCCAUGGCUGCUGUCAUCAUCCCACCCCUGGGCCUCAUCUACUUCUUCGUCCAGAGGUUCUACGUGGCGUCCUCGCGGCAGCUGAAGCGCCUGGAGUCGGUGAGCCGCUCGCCCGUGUACUCGCACUUCUCCGAGACGCUGCUGGGCGUCAGCGUCAUCCGCGCCUUCGAGGAGCAGCAGCGCUUCAUCCGCCAGAGCGACCUGAAGGUGGACGAGAACCAGAAGGCCUACUACCCCAGCAUCGUGGCCAACAGGUGGCUGGCCGUGCGGCUGGAGUGUGUCGGCAACUGCAUCGUCCUGUUUGCAGCCCUGUUCUCAGUGAUCUCCCGGCACAGCCUCAGCGCCGGCCUGGUGGGCCUCUCGGUGUCUUACUCGUUGCAGGUGACCACAUACUUGAAUUGGCUGGUACGGAUGUCGUCUGAGAUGGAGACCAAUAUUGUGGCCGUGGAAAGACUCAAGGAGUAUUCAGAAACUGAGAAGGAGGCUCCCUGGCGGAUCGAGGAGACGGCCCCACCUAGCAGUUGGCCCCAGACGGGCCGAGUGGAGUUCCGGGACUACGGGCUGCGCUACCGGGAGGACCUGGACUUGGUCCUCAAGCACAUCAAUGUCACCAUCCAAGGGGGAGAGAAGGUUGGCAUCGUGGGCCGGACAGGAGCUGGGAAGUCAUCCCUGACCCUGGGCUUGUUUCGGAUCACCGAAUCCGCCGAAGGAGAGAUUGUUAUCGACGGGGUGGACAUCGCCAAGAUCGGGCUGCAUGAUCUCCGCUUCAGGAUCACCAUCAUCCCUCAGGAACCUGUUUUGUUUUCGGGCUCCCUCCGCAUGAACCUGGACCCGUUCGACAAAUACUCAGACGAAGACAUCUGGACAUCGCUGGAGCUGGCCCACCUGAAGAACUUCGUGUCAGCCCUUCCUGAUAAGCUGAACCACGAAUGCACGGAAGGCGGGGAGAACCUGAGCGUCGGGCAGCGGCAGCUCCUGUGCCUGGCCCGGGCCCUGCUGAGGAAGACAAAGGUCCUGGUGCUGGACGAGGCCACGGCGGCCGUGGACCUGGAGACGGACGACCUCAUCCAGUCCACCAUCCGGACACAGUUUGACGACUGCACUGUCCUCACCAUCGCUCACCGGCUCAACACCAUCAUGGACUACACGAGGGUGAUUGUCCUGGACAAAGGUGAGAUCCGGGAGUGCGGCCCCCCUGCCGCCCUCCUACAGCAGCGGGGGCUCUUCUACGGCAUGGCCCGAGACGCCAACUUGGUGUGAGCCCCAGCGCACUGGCCUCCGCUCGGAACGGCAGGGCCCACAUGCUGGCACCACGGAAGAGUCAGCAACUCUUGGAACCCUCGCCUCCAGUGCUGAAACCAAAAUAAUAAUAAUGACAAAACCAAAACUCCCCCCCAAAAAAAAACCAACCAGGCAAAGCAGCCACCGUCUGGCUCCUUGCCUGGAAUUGGCUUUGAAGACAUGGGAGAGACACAUCCCACCCAAAGCACACGCCCCUCACCUCUGUCGUACCCACCAGGCACAGCACCCAUUCCCAGGCCCCUGGGACCCUCAGCUCGUGUCCUCUGGUGCUUCCCACAGAGGAGGCUUUGGCAGCCAGACUUUGACUAAGUUGGUUGCGUGAAAUCUGCUAGUGACCAAAUCCAGCCCUGCCUCAGUUCUCUCCACCUGGAGGCUGUGGACUCAGAAUCUUCGGGAAGCUCCUCCCGAGGCCAUAACCUCCUUGUCUGGCUCCACCACAUCAGCCUGAGGCCUGGCGAAGAUGGUUCUCUCCCUCGGGCAGUGCCUUGAGGGCUGUGACACUCUUCUUCCUCCGCAUCUGGUCUUCCAGGCCCUCAGACAGACACUGCGAGCCAACAGAGCCGACGUCCCAGAGUGUCUCCUCGGAGGCAGAGGGUGGCCUCCUGCACCCGCAUCCCUUCUCCUCGAAGGGGGUUGGCCGAAUCCACCAAGAUCCGGGUCCUGGAGCCCCAGGGCCAGCCGGUUACCUCUUCCUGCCGACUUCCCGUCUUGGCUGCUCUCCUCCCCGCCCACCCCAGUCUCGCCCUUGCUAUCCUUCCUGCCCUCUCUCCCCACUGCUAGAAUGGGUUUACCGUCCUUGGUGCCCCAAAGGGAUGACGUUCUGGGAAUGGUUAUGAAGCGUUCAAAGUGGGCGGCACUAGGGCCACACACAGCCCACCCCCAAUAUUAUCAGUUGGCACUGAGUCUUCCCCGUCUCAUUUUUAUAUUUUUAAUUUCUCAGCCUUGGAAGUUGGUUAACUGCCAAGGUGGCAAGGUGGAGAACUUCACAUUUUGUUACUGAGUCUCUUCCAGGACAGAAAAAGAACCCACUUGUGGGGAUUAGCGCUUUUAUUUUAUUUUUUUGUAAGUACUGCUCCAGGGAGAAAAAGAAUCUCAAGGCAUUUGCUUUCUUGGGAGGAAGUAUCAGGCAGAGCAGUGUUCCUGGGGAAGACUAAGCUGGCCCUGCAUUUGAUAGUUGGUCCGGGUGUUUCUGGAAGAAAAAAGAAGAGUAGAGUGACUCAAGCCUGUCCUUCAGGUUUCUUGGUUGAAGACCAAAGUGAUACCUAAAAAGCAGAGGGAGGUUGAAUUACAUUGCUGACUUCAAACCCAGAGAAGCAUCUUUCUUUUAGGUGGAAAUAUAUAUUUAUUUUUUUGUAAGUUAUACCAUUCUUUCACUUUAGAUAAGCCAAAGUUUUCAUGGGCAAUUUUUUGUAAUGACCUACACUGGAAACAUGAACAUUUGCAAAUAAUUUACAGUAAAAAAGAUACUUUAUUUCUUUCUAAA
This is a messenger RNA of Choloepus didactylus (southern two-toed sloth), 6190 nucleotides long. RefSeq names its product ATP binding cassette subfamily C member 1 (gene ABCC1). The transcript is spliced from 31 exons. NCBI's taxonomy places the organism in Eukaryota, Metazoa, Chordata, Mammalia, Pilosa, Megalonychidae. Bases 76 to 4665 code for a protein of 1529 amino acids. The record is from RefSeq and is a predicted model, not a curated record. Gene Ontology annotation, biological process: xenobiotic transport; glutathione transmembrane transport. Gene Ontology annotation, molecular function: ATP binding; ATP hydrolysis activity; ABC-type xenobiotic transporter activity. Gene Ontology annotation, cellular component: basolateral plasma membrane.